Coffea eugenioides is the source of this 788-nucleotide messenger RNA. RefSeq lists its product as uncharacterized. The coding region runs from base 19 to 510 and encodes 163 amino acids. The transcript has a single exon. NCBI's taxonomy places the organism in Eukaryota, Viridiplantae, Streptophyta, Magnoliopsida, Gentianales, Rubiaceae. The record is from RefSeq and is a predicted model, not a curated record.
CUACAAAUCUCCACCUCCAUGAGAAUUCAUCCUUUGUGCAGCAAGAGAAACAUGAACAUGAGGGAUGCUUUUGAUUCUUCAGUCAAUGGACAUGCCCUCAAGAAACUCAGGAAACUUCCUCAUGUCUUUGGCAAGGUCCUAGAAUUGCCCUUUGGGUCUGAUGCUGAUGUUGAUGUUGAAGAUAGUCAUGAAACCAUUCGCUUCAUCGCAAAAGUUGAGAUCGAUGGCGAGGAUGUUGCUAAUGAAGUCAGGGCUCACGCCGUUGAGAUUCACCCUGGGGUUACCAAGAUUGUGGUGAGGAAGGACGAAGGAGAUCUGGACUUGUUGCUGGACAAAUUGAACAUAGAUACAUGGCGUUUUAGGCUUCCGCGGUCAGCUCAGCCGGCCUUGGCUUCUGCGGUGUUUGUCGAUGGAGAACUUAUUAUCACGGUGCCUAAAGGCAAUUCUCGAGAGUUUGGUGAUGGAAGGGACGUGUGGCUCGGUGACAGCCGGCUGGUUCUUGUUCAGUGAAUUAAAGCUUAAACAUUCAAGAAAGGAUGAUGAGAUGGUAAACAUAAGGGUUUGCAUGAAAUGCAAAUGUUUAUAUUGCCAAUGCAUUGACGCAUGUUUGUGUUCUGAAUCUAAUGUGCCUGCUAUUUAAUUUGUGUUAUUUCUGAUGUACUUGAUCAGGAAAACAUACAGUUUAAUGUCUAUUUUGCUUUUGUAUUGCCAGAGUUUCAGUAGACGGUUGAAUGGCUAUGAAUUCGGCUGGAAAAUUUGUAUGGAAUCCUCUGUUAAUGAUUUGCUUU